This is a messenger RNA of Papilio polytes (common Mormon), 3129 nucleotides long. It is a transcript of the gene mor, whose product is annotated as SWI/SNF complex subunit SMARCC2. Gene Ontology annotation, biological process: positive regulation of DNA-templated transcription. Gene Ontology annotation, cellular component: SWI/SNF complex. The transcript has 21 exons. NCBI's taxonomy places the organism in Eukaryota, Metazoa, Arthropoda, Insecta, Lepidoptera, Papilionidae. Gene Ontology annotation, molecular function: DNA binding; histone binding. Bases 137 to 2965 code for a protein of 942 amino acids. The record is from RefSeq and is a predicted model, not a curated record.
CAACAAAACCACACAAAUGUCAAAUUGAAGGGACGCCGUGUAAAUCUCAAACAUUUAGUAGAAUUUAGAUAUUACUGUGUUUACCUAAAUAUUCAAUUGAAAAGUAGAACUUUUGUGCUUAUUAAUAGUCAGCGAGAUGGCAAGCUUAGGCCCCAAGAAGGAUGGAGGACCUAAUGUGGAUUUCUUUCAAGCGCCGGAGUCAUUAGCACAAUUUGAUCAGAUUCGUGUUUGGUUGCAAAAAAAUUGUAAAAAGCAUGUACAAACAGAUCCACCAACUAAAGAGGGUCUGGCACAACUGGUUAUACAGCUUAUUCAAUAUCAGGAAAACAAAUUGGGGAAAAAUGCUUCAGACCCACCAUUCUUAAGGCUUCCGAUGAAAGUGUUCAUGGACAUGAAGCCAGGAGGUUCGCUGUGCACGGUCCUCGCCACCAUGUUCCGCUUCAAGUCGGAGCAGCGGUGGCGCAAGUUCGACUUCCAGGUCGGUAAGAACCCGUCCCGUAAGGACUUGAAUGUGCAGAUGAUGAUGGAAAUUGAGAGUGCUUUGAUGGGGGCGGAAAUAAUACGCUCCCCCUGCGUGUAUAUACGACCUGAAGUAGAUAAAGCAACAGCUAAUAAAGUCAAGGAUAUUGUUAGUAAUCAUCAAGGAGAGAUUUGUGAUGACGAAGAAGACGCGACUCACAUAAUUUACCCGACCGUGGACCCGCUGGAGGAGGAGUACGCGCGGCCGGUGUUCCGGCGCGGGAACGGCACCCUUGUGCACUGGUACUACCUGCCCGACAGCCACGACAUAUGGACACAGACCGAACUGCCGGUGGAUGCGCCGGAGGGCAUGAGCUGCGAGUGGUCCCGCAGCGAGCCGUGGCGCGUGUCGGCGAGCUGGGCGCUGGACCUGCCGCAGUACAACGAGUGGAUGAACGAGGAGGACUACGAACUGGACUCCAACGGCAAGAAGAAGGUUCACAAACUGCGUCUAUCUGUGGACGAUUUAAUCCCGGGCGCGGAACCUUCCAGCAAGGGAAAGAAGGGCAAGAGGAAGCGGUCCCCCUCUCCGCCGCCGCAGAAGCACGGCAAGAGGAAGAGUCGCAUCUCGAAGCGUCGUGACAAUGAUGGCGAGGAUGAAGAGGAUACAGCAUCACGAGACAACACCGACAUCGCGCCCACGCCGGAAGCGGAGCGCUCUGCUGACACUCCGGGUGGUCCGGCGGAGGGCGCGGGGGUGUCGGGGGUGUCUGGCGGGGAGGCGCCCGCCACGCCCGCGCCCGCACUCGACCUGCACGACGACUCGCAGGGCAAGCAUAGCGACUCCAACACACAGGAGAUGUUAAGUAAGGAAGAAUUAGAAGACAAUGUGACAGACCAGACUCAUCACAUCGUUGUGCCUUCUUACUCCGCCUGGUUCGACUAUAACUCCAUACAUACAAUAGAGAAACGAGCUCUGCCGGAGUUCUUCAAUGGAAAGAAUAAAUCUAAGACCCCGGAGAUAUAUCUGGCUUAUAGGAACUUCAUGAUCGACACGUACCGCCUGAACCCGACGGAGUACCUCACGAGCACGGCGUGCCGCCGCAACCUGGCCGGCGACGUCUGCGCCAUCAUGCGCGUGCACGGCUUCCUGGAGCAGUGGGGGCUCCUCAACUACCAGCUGGAGGCGGAGUCGCGGCCGACGGCGAUGGGCCCGCCGCCCACCUCGCACUUCCACGUGCUGUCGGACACGCCCUCCGGCCUGCAGCCGCUGCAGCCGCUGCAGCCGCGCCCCGCGCACCCGCGCCCCGCGGAGAACGCGGCGGUGCCGAAGGUGGAGGCGGGUCUGCCGAACGGCGCGGAGGGCGGAGCGCCCGCCGCGCCCGCGCUGCCGCAGCUCAAGCAGGAGCCCGCGCUGGAGCUCGGCACCGCGCCCGGACUCAAACUGGACCAGUACCGCGGCGGCGCGCGCGGGCGCGAGUGGACGGAGCAGGAGACGCUGCUGCUGCUGGAGGCGCUGGAGCUGCACCGCGACGACUGGAACCGCGUGGCGGCGCACGUCGGCACGCGCACGCACGACGAGUGCAUCCUGCACUUCCUGCGCCUGCCCAUCGAGGAGCCCUAUCUGCAGGACGCGGCCUCCGGCGGCGUGCUGGGCCCGCUGGCGUACCAGCCGGUGCCGUUCAGCAAGGUGGGCAACCCCGUGAUGAGCGCCGUCGCCUUCCUCGCCUCCGUCGUCGACCCGCGCAUCGCCUCGCGCGCCACGCGCGCCGCCAUGGACGAGUUCGCAGCUAUCAAGGACGAGGUGCCGGCCGCGAUGAUGGAGGCGCAUGUGAAGGCGGCGGGCGCGCACGGCCCGGCCGCCGCGCUCGCCGCCACCGGCAUCGCCGGCACCGCGCCAGACAACAAGCCAGCAGGUGAGAAGAAAGAAGAGCCAUCGGAGGUGAAGGCCGAGCCGAUGGAGGUGGAGGAGGGGGAGCUGAAGGUGAAGGAGGAGGUGGCGGACACGCCGCCCGCUGAGGAGGCAAAGGACACCAAGGAUGCUGCUGAGCCCACAACUGCAGAGGCGAGUGCGGGCGGGGGUGGGCAGGUGGAGGCGGGCGUGGCGGCGGCGGCGGCGGCCGCGCUGGCCUCCGCCGCUGUCAAGGCGAAGCACCUCGCGGGCGUCGAGGAACGCAAGAUAAAGUCACUAGUCGCGUUACUCGUCGAGACGCAGAUGAAGAAACUAGAAAUAAAACUGCGACAUUUUGAGGAAUUAGAAGCUACUAUGGAGAGGGAAAGAGAAGGUCUGGAGUACCAGCGGCAGCAGCUGAUCCAGGAGCGGCAGCAGUUCCACCUGGAGCAGCUGAAGGCGGCGGAGUUCCGCGCUCGCCACCAGGCGCACCAGAGGUUGCAAGUGGAGACGGGCGUGGCGGGCGUAGCGGGCGUGGGCGGCGUGGGCGGCGUGCCGGCGCCGGAGCAGCCGCCCGACGCGGCCGCGCACCUCGCCCCGCCACACCACGUCUAGCACGCACGCACGCACGCACGUAUGCACGUACGUACGCCCGCACGCCGUGAAUCCAUUACGUGAACACCCUGAGCGGCUUCGGUGAACUAUGGAUAAAUGACUUUUAUGUUUUCUUUCUAUUUUUAUGCAUAAGUGAUAUAGCUAUGAAAUAAUUAUAAUAUAAA